Messenger RNA from Colletotrichum spaethianum, 3738 nucleotides. Its product is annotated as serine/threonine-protein kinase svkA. The transcript has 2 exons. The record is from RefSeq and is a predicted model, not a curated record. NCBI's taxonomy places the organism in Eukaryota, Fungi, Ascomycota, Sordariomycetes, Glomerellales, Glomerellaceae. The coding region runs from base 1 to 3738 and encodes 1245 amino acids. Gene Ontology annotation, molecular function: protein kinase activity; ATP binding. Gene Ontology annotation, biological process: protein phosphorylation.
AUGCUGCCUCUGAGGUCUUCCGCUAGCACCCCGAUGACCUCGCCAGGCCUCUUCAGCCCCUCGAACCCGCGCCCGAAGAUGAACUUCCCGGUUCACGCCUCGUCCGACUCCAACACCCCGAACGUCGAGACGAGCAGCCCAUACCUACACCCACUGCAAAAUCACAAAGUUAGAGAGACACACAAAGCCCUGAUCGAUUCCGAUAGCAUCACCGGCCGCAAACUUAUCAACCAGUAUGAGGUCAUCGAAGAAAUCGGCAGGGGCAUGCACGGAAAGGUCAAGCUAGCCCGAAACCUCGAGACCGGCGAAAAUGUGGCCAUCAAGAUCAUUCCGCGGUACUCCAAAAAGCGUCGACUCGGCAAGGUUAUGGCCAUGUCCCCCCAGGAAAAGACCAUGAGGGAGAUCGCCAUCCUCAAAAAGAUGAGACACCCGAAUGUCGUAUCGCUACUCGAGAUUAUCGACGACCCGGAACUGAAAAAGAUUUACUUGAUUCUCGAACACGUCGAAUUGGGCGAGGUCGUCUGGAGAAAGAAGGGACUCCCUCACAUCUGCCACCACGAGCGUCGUCGCAUCGAGAGAGAAGCCCGUGGCGAGCCACCGACGCCCGAGGAGGAACAGUACAACCUGAUCAUGGAGAGGCGCAUAGCUCUGAGGGAGUUGAAGCGUGCGAAGAUGUCCCGAGCAAACAUGGGAAUGCACGACUUCUGGAGCAUCGAACACGGCGCGUCUGACGAUGCUAGCUAUGGGUCCCAGUCUCGUGUCCCAUCUAGAGACGACUUGGGCAACUUGGUCCACCCCACGGGCGAAAGUUCCCAGCCGAGUUCCCUGCAGGCAUCGCGAGCCACGUCGAGAGCACCGUCACGAUCGCAAUCGGUCAAGUCGAUCAGCGACGCCGCCGUCUAUGACCAGGAAGCCAUUAUCGAGACCGACGACAUGGAAACGCCGGGCCCUCUGCAUAGCAACCCAGGUUCCGCAACUGCACUGGACGGAACCAUGUACGGCGCCUACAUGGAAGACGCUGCGCUGCGGGGCCGUUCGCCCAGUAUGGCUGAUUCCAUCAUCUCGCACAUGUCCUCGGUCGACUGGAAUUCUCGGAUGCACGACCCCUUUGCUGAAGACUUUUCUUACGUUCCUUGCUUCACCAUCGAGCAGGCGAGGACCACCUUCCGAGACACUGUCUUGGGCCUGGAAUAUCUGCACUACCAAGGUGUCGUGCACAGAGACAUCAAGCCCGCCAACCUACUUUGGACGAAAGACCACCGAGUCAAGAUUUCCGAUUUCGGUGUUUCGUACUUUGGUCGCCCCAUUCGAGAUGGUGAGCCCGAUGAUGAGACAGUCUCAGAGUCGGAAGCCCAGGAUUUCGACGAUGAUCUCGAGCUGGCUAAGACCGUCGGCACGCCAGCAUUCUUCGCACCUGAGCUGUGCUACACAGACGCCGACCGCAUGGAACAACCAAAAAUCUCCGAAAUGAUUGACAUCUGGUCGCUCGGCGUCACACUUUACUGCCUGAUCUACGCCAGGAUUCCUUUCCAAGCCGAAGACGAAUGGCAAAUGUUCCGCAAGAUCGCGACCGAGGAAGUCUUCAUCCCGCGCAAACGUCUCAAGCCCGUGGAUCCGUCCACGCCUCCAAACUCGGAGUCUCUAUUCAAGCGGCAUAACGUGCCGCCUUACAGAGACGACAACGAGCUGGCCUACGAGGACAUUGAUAACCUCCUGUACGACCUCCUGCGCCAGAUGUUCACCAAGAACCCGGAGAAGCGAAUCCGUCUGCGGGAUAUCAAGAGACACCCAUGGGUCGUGCAGGGCAUCCCGAACCCCAUCACCUGGAUUGACGACACGGAUCCAGCGCGGCCAUCCCAGGGUAGGCGUGUGCAGGUCAACGACAAGGAGACUGCCCACGCCGUCGUUCCCAUUGCUUUCUUGGAGCGAGCACGAUCUACAGUGAAGAAGGCCGUUGGAAAGUUGAUGCACCCUUUAGGCGAUCGAAGCGAUAGUCGGUCUCGGCGGAGGGCUGCCAGCAGCGCCGCCAGCUCGGCUGGGGACAGCAUGUACAAUGUGCCUGCCACACCACACUCGAGAGAAGCCCGUCGGAAAAGUUUGAAGAGCGAAGACUAUUUCUCCAACGUCAAGGACUUUGCCUUUAACUCUGAACACCCACUGGUCCACAGUCAGACCGCGUCCCCGUACGAGUCUCCAUACGAUCCUCUCGCGACCGCUAUCGCCCAACCCACAGGAGCUGCUCUGUUGCAUGCCCUUCAGUACAGCAACGAGUCUAGAACGAAUAGCGGCACAGCUUCGCCGUCGGACCAGUCUACGAUACCUGGCACUGCGUCACUUUACAAGCCGUCGUACCGAUAUUCACAGAGCCCCUCCAACGGCAACGGCAACAGCUUUCUGACCCUGACGGCGAAUUUGCCCGAGGUUAAGACAGUGCCUCCGACGCCUUUUGCGGACAAGACACUUGCCGAUCCACUCAAGGAAAUGCGACAAACGCGCGGAUAUGAUGCUCUAACAGAGGAGGCUUUACGGGCACGCUCGGCCGAGCGGGGAGUCUUUAGGGAGCAAGACAAACGCGCUCCCGCACAAGUAAGUGUGACGACCGCAAGCGUCCCCGGCACCCUGCACCGGAUGCCUAGCCACCCCGGAAGACCCCGGGCUAUGCGGUCCGUCGAUUUGGGCAAAGCGAAGCAGGCCAGUAACGGUUUGGCUUCGCCGCUCUUUUUCUCUGCGCGGUCUGUUACCGGUUAUCAGCAUGGCCAACCACAGUCGGAUUCGAACAUCUACGAGAACCAGCGAGCCACCACCGACUUGGAGGAGAGACCCCAGACGGCCCACAGGAUCGAAAACGUGCGCGACGUGCCGGAGGCUAGGACGCCGCCUCCGCGGAAGUACAACACAUCCACGCCGGAAUCAUUUGCGCGUGCGAAAGUUGAGCAGCACCGUAAGCACAUCGAAGAGUACCAGCACCAACUUGCUCAGCAGGCUUUGGAUGAUGUCAGAUCGGACAUUGCGGUCAUUGACCCGACAGAAGUCCCUUGUCCUGGGUCGCCCGACGAUGAGUUCUUCGCUACGCCGCCGCCUCCUUCUCGUGAGGAUACGAUGGAAACGAGGCAGUCCUCGCGGUCGGCAUCCAUCGGUGGUUUGGCUUCUCCACUCACAAGCCCCAGCGACAUGAACAGUCCGAUCUCGUCUACCACCCAUCCCUCCAAGGAUGAGAUGCUCGCCUUCCAGUCGGAUCCUUCACUGCCUGCACUCCUGAGUGGCUCCAGCUCGGUUUCCGCCGACCUCGAUGCCGAGCCUGUAGAGCCUGCUGUUGCCAACAAGAAGCCGGCUCUGCUGGAAACCACGGACUCACUUACUCCUCCGGCCCUCGUCAAGGAACCAAUGGCCGGCUUCCCACUGGAGCAGUACGAGCAACAGGAGCGGUUUGAGAAACACAACGCUUCAUUCGAUUCCGGCUCGAUACCGCUGCGCAUCACACACAGCCCAGUCUACAGGACCCCACCUUCGAUCCACCGCACUCCCGAACUCCGCCCACAAGAGGACGACGACGAUGACAGCGACAGCGACGAGGGCCUGUUGAUGGCAAAGUCGAAGAAGAAGAAGUCGACAAAUGCCCACGUCGAGCGAAUCCCCUUCGGCGCGAGACGGCGCGACACCAAUGCCAGCAUCGCCAGCACCGAGACGGCUAAGAAGGUUGUCAUUCAUGGCGAAGAGGUCAUUACCUAUGCCGAUUGA